AUAUCUCUAUAGUUUUUGUUUUUUUUUCUUUCCUAAAAUUAAAAUGCAUUAGCCAAAAAUAAAAAUUCCGAUCAUUGUAAGGAAAGAAAUGUUGAAGAGUGUAAAUCCAAUGGCAUUUUACGAAACCGGGGAGCAACAAUUUCCUACUAUAGGGUACAUCGUAAGCAAACCUGGGAAUGCAGGAGCUUACGAGAUCGACCCUCCGAUCCCGACCGUCGACGAUGCGAUCUACGGCUCAGAUGAGUUCCGCAUGUACGCCUACAAGAUCAAACGGUGUCCUCGGACUCGCAGCCACGACUGGACGGAGUGUCCCUACGCUCACCGCGGAGAGAAAGCCACUCGCCGUGACCCUCGCCGUUACAGUUACUGCGCCGUCGCAUGCCCGGCUUUCCGUAACGGCGCAUGCCACCGUGGCGACACCUGCGAAUUCGCACACGGUGUGUUCGAGUACUGGCUCCACCCGGCGCGUUAUCGGACACGCGCAUGCAACGCCGGAAACUUGUGCCAGAGGAAAGUGUGUUUCUUCGCACACGCGCCGGAGCAGCUCCGGCAAUCUGAGGGGAAACAUAGGUGCCGGUAUGCGUACAGGCCGGUGAGGACGACGGCGGCGAGAGGCGGAAACGGCGGUAGUGUGGGGCUUAGAUUGGAUGGUGAGUAUUACGACACGUGGCGGUCUCCGGCGAAAAGCGGGAAAAGUGAUUUAGAUAUCAACGAGGAGAGAGUUUCGAAGUGUUGGAGUGGGAUGAGCAUUGUGGAUGAUCAUUAUGAGCCGUCCGAUUUGGAUUUGGAUUUGGAUUUGUCACAUGUUGAUUGGAUCUCAGAGUUGGUCGAUUAAAUUCAGCAAAACCAAAACAACCGAUAAAAUAAAAACUGAAUUUUUGUUUAUAAUCCAGUGGACCCCAAUCCAGUCGAGUCGAUGAUACAACCAACAUACAAGACCAAGAUUCAUCUUGCAAUAUAGCAAAAAGAGUUAUUUCUCGAAGCAUAUUAACUGAUUCUUGUUCUUCUGUAAGUCUUUGAUGUUCGAAUGCAAUUAAGUGUUACCUCGCAUUUCCACUAUUUUUUUAAUUCCUAAUAAAUCUUGUAUCAGUCAUUUUUCUU
This is a messenger RNA of Eutrema salsugineum, 1101 nucleotides long. Its product is annotated as zinc finger CCCH domain-containing protein 54. Gene Ontology annotation, molecular function: metal ion binding. The coding region runs from base 89 to 835 and encodes 248 amino acids. Lineage: Eukaryota; Viridiplantae; Streptophyta; Magnoliopsida; Brassicales; Brassicaceae. The record is from RefSeq and is a predicted model, not a curated record. The transcript has a single exon.